This is a messenger RNA of Lates calcarifer (barramundi perch), 10467 nucleotides long. It is a transcript of the gene cacna1ia, whose product is annotated as calcium voltage-gated channel subunit alpha1 Ia. Gene Ontology annotation, cellular component: plasma membrane; voltage-gated calcium channel complex; neuron projection. Gene Ontology annotation, biological process: calcium ion transmembrane transport; calcium ion import; sodium ion transmembrane transport. The record is from RefSeq and is a predicted model, not a curated record. Gene Ontology annotation, molecular function: low voltage-gated calcium channel activity; voltage-gated sodium channel activity. Bases 940 to 7830 code for a protein of 2296 amino acids. NCBI's taxonomy places the organism in Eukaryota, Metazoa, Chordata, Actinopteri, Centropomidae. The transcript is spliced from 36 exons.
GCAUUGUUGUUUCCUGUUAACACCGUCAACCCACCACCCACUCGUGCUACGCUGGAAUUGAAACAAACGCACCUCCAGCGUCGAAGCUAAGAGGCAGGCAUGAAGCCUGUUACUGGUAGAGUAAAAUAAUAAAGUUUGGCGGCUGUAAAUGACACCCUGGAAGGUGCUGCAGAAACAGUAAGCUGUCAAGUAAAUUUAAAGACCACGAAGAAAGCAGCCAGAUGUGAAUAAGUGACUUUAAAGUUUUUUUUUUUUUUAACAGUUGUUUUAACCGUCCACUUUAGUCUGCGUCUUUACUGUAACGUUAGCUUCACCGUGAACUAGCUAAAACGAGGUUACGACAGGUAGCUGUUCAUCAAAAACUGCUAGAAAAGAAGAUCGAGGGAAGAAGGAGACAGGUGAAGGAGAAACGCAGGUUGCAGAAAUGGAGACAGGAAACAUCUCCACUCUUUACCCACUUGACUUUGUGAGAGAGUAAAGGAAGUGCAACUGAUUCAAGAUUUAAAGAAAAAAAGAUGUAGGAAAAAAAUAGACAGAUACUGAUUCGGUGUCAGUCCUGGAGUCAGUUGAUGGAGAGGCAUGUUCAGACUUAAAGUAUAUGAUUGAGACCUGCCAUAAAAUGACUGACAGGUCCUUUAAGGGGACCAACACUACACAACAGCUCUAUAUUAAUGGUUGUUUACAUCAGGCAGACACUGUAGUGAAACUGACAGAUAUCAGGUAUGAUCAGAUGAAUACCAAACUGCUUUAUCAGUCAGUUUUGAUAUUCAGUUUAUUAUUAUUAACAUUGAAGAAAACCAUGCAGAUUGGGUUUGAUUAGAAUCAGAUGAUAUGUCCAUCAGCACGUCUGUUACAGCCCUCAUGAGUCCACUAUUGAGGAUCUGAAGUGAGGUAGAGUUUACCCACCCUUUAUUUUACAACUACAGCCCUGUUUGAAACAUGUACAGUAUGUGUAUGGCUGUGUAUCUUUUCUCAGCUGUAAUGCUCCUUAACCCCAGUCCUGUCGAUACAUGGUUCGAGAGGAUUAGCAUCAUGGUGAUCCUGCUCAACUGUGUGACACUGGGCAUGUACCAGCCCUGUGAGAACAUCGACUGUACCUCGGACCGCUGCCAGAUACUGCAGGCCUUUGAUGCAUUCAUCUACAUCUUCUUUGCAUUGGAGAUGGUUGUAAAGAUGGUGGCACUUGGGAUCUUUGGCCGCCGCUGUUACCUGGGAGACACCUGGAACAGGCUAGACUUCUUCAUCGUCAUGGCUGGGAUGGUAGAGUACUCUCUGGACCUGCAGAAUAUUAACCUGUCGGCCAUCCGGACGGUGCGGGUCCUUCGUCCUCUCAAAGCCAUCAACAGAGUGCCAAGUAUGCGAAUCCUGGUGAACCUGUUGCUCGACACUCUACCCAUGCUGGGCAACGUGCUGCUGCUCUGCUUCUUCGUCUUCUUCAUCUUCGGCAUCAUCGGCGUGCAGCUGUGGGCGGGGCUGCUGCGGAACCGCUGCUACCUUGAGGAGAACUUCACCUUGUCAUCAGGUAUGACUCUGCCAGCACCAUACUAUCAGCCUGAGGAGGACGAUGAGCGCCCCUUCAUCUGCUCCCUGGCGUCUGAUAACGGCAUCAUGUCGUGCACUGAUGUGCCGGCGAGGCGCGAAGGAGGCCGCACGUGCUGCUUGGACAGAGAGGAUGCACUCCACAGACAGGCUCUGGGCCUGAGUCCUGAACCGUUGGCCAACGGCAGUGGUGCUGGCGAAGCAAUGGGACUUUGCAUCAACUGGAACCAGUAUUACACCCGCUGCCACACAGGGAAUAGUAACCCCCAUAAAGGUGCCAUCAACUUUGACAACAUUGUCUACGCCUGGAUUGUAAUUUUUCAGGUGAUCACUCUGGAGGGCUGGGUAGAGAUCAUGUAUUAUGUAAUGGAUGCCCACUCCUUCUACAACUUCAUCUACUUCAUCUUACUCAUCAUUAUCGGUUCUUUCUUCAUGAUCAACCUGUGCCUAGUGGUCAUUGCCACCCAGUUCUCAGAGACCAAACAGCGGGAACACCAGCUGAUGCAGGAGCAAAGGGCACAGUGCCUGUCCUCCUCCACCUUGGCCAGCAUGGCUGAGCCAGGGGAUUGCUAUGAGGAGAUCUUCCAGCUGGUCUGCCAUGUCCUCCGCAAGGCUAAGAGGAGAUCAGCAGCUCUCUACUACACGCUGAGGGGCAAGCCCCCGCCGGCUGGUGGAGGCAGGGGUAACAGGCGCGGUGGAGGGAACGUGAACGGAGAGCGGCAUCAUUCGAGGCACCCAAGAUUAUCCCAGUGUCCACACCAAAGCAAACAAGACCACGGCUCUCAGCCACUAGCCAACUCCAUCAGUCUGUCUGUCCCUCAAAAUCCCGAGGACUGCCCUAUAUGUGCGCUGUCGUUGAAAGAGGGGGCAAGAGCCGUGGGAGACUCUGCCAACGAGGAGGAAGACGAGGAGGAUGCUGUGAAAGAGACGGGCAAGGAGGAGAACCACUUAGAGGAGAGGGGAGACGGGGAGAGGAAGAGGAAGAGGACGUGCUUUGGACAUUGUAAGGACAUUUGGAAUGAUAUGAGGAGGAAGCUUUGGGGCAUUGUGGAGAGCAAGUACUUCAGCAGGGGCAUUAUGAUCGCUAUUCUCAUCAACACCAUCAGCAUGGGCAUCGAGCAUCAUAACCAGCCCGAAGAGCUGACCAAUGUCCUGGAGAUCUGCAACAUUGUCUUCACCAGCAUGUUCACACUGGAGAUGAUCCUCAAGCUGACGGCUUUUGGCUUCUUUGAGUACCUGAGGAACCCGUAUAACAUCUUUGAUGGCAUCAUUGUCAUCAUCAGUGUGUGUGAGAUCAUCGGCCAGGCAGACGGCGGUCUGUCAGUGCUGAGGACCUUCAGGCUACUGAGGGUCAUUAAGCUGGUAAGGUUCAUGCCUGCGCUGAGGCGGCAGCUGGUGGUGCUGAUGAAGACGAUGGACAACGUGGCCACCUUCUGUAUGCUGCUCAUGCUCUUCAUCUUCAUCUUCAGUAUCCUUGGGAUGCAUAUAUUUGGUUGUAAGUUCAGUCUGAAGACAGAGGCAGGAGACACAGUGCCUGACAGGAAGAACUUUGACUCCCUGCUCUGGGCCAUUGUCACAGUCUUUCAGAUUCUGACUCAGGAGGACUGGAACAUGGUACUUUACAAUGGCAUGGCCUCCACCUCGCCCUGUGCUGCUCUCUAUUUUGUGGCUCUUAUGACGUUUGGAAACUAUGUGCUCUUCAAUUUACUGGUUGCCAUCUUGGUUGAGGGUUUCCAAGCUGAGGGUGACGCAAACCGCUCAUACUCAGACGAUGACAGGUCUUCUUGUAAUUUUGAGGAGAAUGAUAAGCAGAAAGAAACUCUGCAUCUCUCAGACCCAAAGAUCUGUACACUGACCCCAAAUGGGCACUUGGACUUGUCCUCGCUGCCUGCAGGUCUGUUUCCAGGAGAGAGGUUGACCUUUGCUCUUGGCUCCAGGAAGAACAGUGUUAUUUCUCUUGGCAGGGCCAACCUGGAGCAGAGGGCUGUGUAUCCAGGUCGGGGUUACCACAACUGGGGCCGCCCACUGCCUCCCCAGCCUCAGGCUUUGUGGGCCCGUCGUUCCAGCUGGAACAGUCUGGGAGGCUGCCGCCCUUGUUCUUCCUCAUCUCCCUCCACCAGUCCAGUCUUCACCCCCACCUCAACCAGGCCCUUCUACGGCUACGGCCUGGGUGGUCUGGGAGGGGUGGUUGGAGGGAGCCUUCGUAUCCGCGGUCCCCGUGCCUCCUCAUCCCCGCGCCGGCACCUCCACCAGGUCCAUCCAGAUGAGGAAGAGUCUCUUCUCUCCCCUCCUGCUGUCGCCCCUCACUCUCUCCACCUUCCCCAUCCUAUGCUCCCAGGCCACUUUGUGCCCAGGAGGGACCGCAGGGCUCUAUCGCUAGAGCUGCCCCACCUGCUGCAGGUCCCAGGACCUCCACACCCUCCGCCGCCGCCACACCACCCACUGCCCUCCAUGUCGCUCCACGCUCACCACAGGAAGAAGAGCUUCUCUGGAGUUGGUGGCGGUGGACUUGACAGUCUGGGUGGCUUAGGAGGGGUCCACCAAGACUGUAAUGGGAAGACUCCACUGUCUCAGCUUCUCCAGCCACCUCCAAGACACCAGAGUGAGCAGGCAGGAGGGGUGAACCCCCAGAGUCAACUGAUGGCUGAUGUCUUCCCCCAGGUUAACACUCGCAGCAAGGACCGGGAGGACCUGGACGAUGACAUUGACUAUAGCUUGUGCUUCCGCAUCCAGAAGAUGUUAGAGGCGUACAGACCAGACUGGUGUGAGACUAGAGAGGACUGGUCUGUCUUCCUGUUCUCCCCACAAAACAAGUUCAGACAGAUGUGCCAGUCCAUCAUUGCCCAUAAGCUGUUUGACUAUGUGGUGCUGGCAUUCAUCUUCUCCAACUGCAUCACAGUAGCUCUGGAGAGGCCCAAGAUAUUACAGGGCAGCCUGGAAAGAGUCUUUCUCACCAUCUCCAACUACAUCUUUACUGCCAUCUUUGUGGGCGAGAUGACACUCAAGGUGGUUUCCAUGGGUCUGUAUAUGGGGGAGCAGGCUUAUCUGCGGAGCAGCUGGAACAUUCUGGAUGGCUUCCUGGUUUUCGUGUCUUUGGUUGACAUUGUUGUGUCCAUGGCGGGUGGGGCCAAGAUCCUGGGUGUGCUCAGAGUUCUCAGGCUGCUCAGAACAUUGCGUCCCCUCAGGGUGAUCAGCAGAGCUCCAGGUCUGAAGCUAGUGGUGGAAACCCUCAUCACUUCUCUCAAACCCAUCGGCAACAUCGUCCUCAUCUGCUGUGCUUUCUUCAUCAUCUUUGGCAUUCUUGGGGUACAGCUGUUUAAAGGCAAGUUCUUCUAUUGCUUCGGCCCUGAUGUCAAAAACAUCACCAACAAGUCUGACUGUCUGCAAGCCAACUACAAGUGGGUUCACCAUAAGUACAACUUCGACAACCUGGGACAGGCUCUGAUGUCCUUGUUUGUACUCGCCUCUAAGGAUGGUUGGGUUAAUAUUAUGUAUCAUGGCCUGGAUGCUGUGGGUGUGGACCAACAGCCGGUGACCAACAACAACCCGUGGAUGCUGCUGUAUUUCAUCUCCUUCCUCCUCAUCGUCAGCUUCUUCGUCCUCAACAUGUUCGUCGGCGUGGUGGUGGAGAACUUUCACAAGUGCCGUCAGCACCAGGAGGUGGAGGAGGCCAAGAGGCGAGAGGAGAAGCGUCAGCGGCGCAUGGAAAAGAAGAGGAGGAAAGCCCAAAAGCUGCCCUACUAUUCCAGCUAUGGCCACAUGCGCCUGAUGAUCCACACACUGUGCACAAACCACUACCUGGACCUCAUCAUCACCUUCAUCAUCUGCAUCAAUGUCAUCACCAUGUCCCUGGAGCACUACAAUCAACCUCACUCUUUGGAUCUCGCCCUGAAGUACUGCAACUAUUUCUUCACCUCCACUUUUGUGCUGGAAGCAGUACUCAAACUCAUCGCCUUCGGCUUUCGCCGCUUCUUCAAAGACAGAUGGAACCAGUUGGACCUGGCCAUCGUGCUUUUGUCAGUGAUGGGCAUCACCCUGGAGGAGAUCGAGAUCAGUGCUGCCCUGCCCAUCAACCCCACUAUCAUCAGGAUCAUGAGAGUACUGAGGAUCGCACGAGUGCUGAAGCUGCUGAAGAUGGCGACAGGAAUGAGAGCCCUGUUGGAUACGGUGGUCCAAGCCCUGCCUCAGGUGGGUAACCUGGGCCUGCUCUUCAUGCUGCUGUUUUUCAUCUACGCCGCCUUAGGAGUAGAGCUUUUUGGAGAACUUGUUUGCAAUGAAGACUACCCAUGUGAGGGUAUGAGUCGUCACGCUACCUUUGAGAACUUUGGCAUGGCCUUCCUUACCUUGUUUCAAGUCUCCACGGGCGACAACUGGAAUGGCAUCAUGAAGGACACAUUGCGGGAGUGCCCACCAGACCACGGCACCGAUGUGGACUAUGCCUGCAAUCCGAGCCUUCAGUUUAUCUCGCCCAUGUACUUUGUCUCCUUCGUGCUCACCGCCCAGUUCGUGCUCAUCAACGUGGUGGUGGCCGUGCUGAUGAAGCACCUGGACGACUCCAACAAGGAGGCCCAAGAGGAGGCGGAGAUGGAUGCAGAAAUUGAGCUGGAGCUGGCCCAGGGCACCCUCUGUUGCAUGGGCGCCCCCAGUUGUGGGGGUGGGGGGGUGGAAAAAGGACUAGUCGCCGCCGGAUCGGGGCCCGGGGGUACAGCAGGAGGAAGGGAGAGGGGAGAUGCCAGAGGAGAGAAGGGGGAAGGAGGAAGGAAGAUGCGGCACGCGGCAGCCGCUGCGCAUCAAGGACCAUACAACUCCCGCAACUCCAGCCGGAGCCUGUACUCACCAGCACAAGAGAGCCAGUGGCUGGACAGCGUAUCUCUCCUGAUCAAGGAUACGUUAGAGGGGGAGAUGCUGAUGAUCGACAACCUCUCCGGCUCUGUCUUCCACCACUACUCCUCUCCUCCACCCAUCUGCAAAGACUGCAAGGGCCACCCACAAGAGCAAAUCAGGAUGGCGGAGAUCGAGCAGGCGUCGCUGAAGUCGGAGCAACUGUCAGACAAGUCCUCAUCCCCCGCCCUGCCGGAUGACCUCAGCCUGGACGAACAUACUGCCUACCAGCUGCUGGCACGAGAGGGCAAGGGAAGGUACAGCAGUGACUCCCGCAGCUCAGAGGAGGCCGGAGGUGGAGGCCACCAGACGCAGACUGUGGUGCAGAGCCAGGUGCAGGGGCUUGGCCUGCCCUGCAGGGCCCUCUGCACUGGUGUUGAGAUGGAAACUGCACUACAGGAGAUGGAAAUGCAAACACACCAACCACACAUGUGCUCACCUCACUGCAGCCCUGGUGGUGUGUCCAGCAGCAGCAACAAGGACAGAAACAGAGAAGGAGAGGGAGGAGCCAGUGGCAUUUCUCCUCUCUUCCAUCUGCCUGCAGAGUUCUUCCACCCUGCAGGAGCAGCCAUCCCAGCACCUCCCCGCAGUAGGAGCCUAAGGUUGACAAGGGGCCUUAGGCUGACCUCCCCGGCCUCCUGGGCUUCACUCCGCUCCCCGGGAGCCCAUAGCAAGAUGCUCUGCAUGCAGUACCCCUCCCACAGUGACUCAUCCCUUGCUACAGGCAGCUCUGAAGGCAGCCUCCAGACCACCCUGGAAGAAGGACUGAGCUUCAGCAUCUCUCCGCCGCAGAACUUGGAGCUGCCAUUGCCGACAGCCCCCUUACCGCUCCCGUUGCCUGAAGACAGGACUAUCCUUUCCUCCCCGGUCCAGACCCUGAGACCAAGGCCGAGCCCCUCAUCAGCUCUAACCCUCCAGGCCACCAGGGGCCACCAGCGGAGCCAGAGCAGCGGGCGAGGUAGCACAAGCCCAGGCUACACCCGCGACGACUCGAUCGACCCUUCCGAUGAGGACCUGGGUAUAGGCAUUGGAUCGUCCAUCGGCGGAUGUGGCUCCAGCCAAGCGGGAAACAGUGAACACUUGUCAGAGACACUGAGCAGCUUAUCGCUGACAUCACUGCUGUCGCCCAGCUCCCUGGUGUACCCGGGAGGAGCAGUGAAGAAGUGCAACAGCACAGGAAGCCUGGACCAAGGGGGGAUGUUGCUGUCAUCCCGGGGCAAGGAGGGCCGCAGGGAGAUUCUGGGCCUGGAGCUUAUGGACCCCCAGGGCCUCUUGGCCAACCCCUGGACAGGGGUAUUAGUUGAUACAAGAAGAGGAGAGGGAAGAGGGGAAAUAGGAGAUGGAGAGCAAGGACUCAAAGGGAAGAGCUCAAGCCAAACAACAGUAGGGCCUUGCCGGAAAAACAGAUGAAACCUGCUGUUUACUCUUCCUUUGUCUCUCCAUUCCUUGGAUCUAAACCCAUUGCUGUCCCUCUCGCUCUCUCUGCUCCCAUCAGUGAGAGAGAGGCUCGAUGACACAUGAUGUCCUGUAUUCCAAAACCAAACCCUCAUCUUGCCCCUUCAGCCCCUUUCUAUACAUUUGUGACAAGCCCAUGUCCUAUUUUGUGCUACCUAGGGGAGUGGUCUUGGUUAUGGUCUGCUGGUGAAGAAGUGGCCCGCAGAGUUAAGGCCCGAGAGCUGAAGAUAGGUCCUUAUACCCUCUUAGAGGCGGUACCUGUAGAGGAGGCAAUGGAAGGUUCUGCUCGCAUUGGAAGACCAGGAGGCCAUUCAUAUCAGGGAGUCAAUAGGAACAGAGACAAAAGAGCUUAAACUCAAAGACACAAGAAAGCAUCUUGUCAUUGCUCUGCAGUAGUUCCCUUUUCUCCGCGUCGGCUCGGGUUCACUGAGGUUGAAAAUGCAAAAAUAGAAGCACCCAAACUGAAAUAGCUAUCCACACCAACAGAGACUUUGUUUUAAUUUGUUUAUGUCUCAGAGGCAGUGCAGUUAAGUAAGUGGGCGGAGGCUCAGAGAUGGCGGAAUAUAUCAAGGCGGAAGUGAGGCUGGGAAAGGAGAAGGCAGGUCAUUUGUUUGGCUGGGAAAGCUGAAAGCGGAUCUAAUGUCCAUCUGUUCUGGCAGACGGAAACAACAGGUCCUACUCACUCUGGCGCAGGACCUUCUGCUGAGAUCAGAGUAAAAAAUGUGAGGUGGAGGAGAGUUCAGGAGUGUGUGCUCACAGUGUGUGUUUGUGUGCGAGAGAGAGCACUGCCUCAGGUAUCCAAGGCAUGAAUUAAAUCGUUCUCAUCAUUUCACCAUACCUCUGUAUUUAUUUAUUUUUUUUCUGAAACAGGAGACAGGUAUUGACUGAUCAAAGCUUUCGCGCCUCUGUCAACUCUGUCUUGAGUGGCAGCGGAAAAUAAAAAGAAAUUGACAGAUUGUGGAGGUAUAGCCGUGCGUGGAGUGAUUCGUGAAAUUGGUUAUUUUUCUUUCUAUCUCCAGCAUCUCUCAUUCACUCAGACAUGAAGAAAUGAGUAUGAAAAAGAGCAAGGUUGGACGGAGCUUUAUGAACCCCAUCAAGAAGAAACAGUAGAUGCGUGCUUCUGGGGCAGUCUUGUGUGCACCAAAAACAUGGUUCACAGCCGCUUAAUAAAGUGAGACUUCAAGCACACUCCUUUUUAACACCACUUCCUCUCACCAAGCUUUAGGAUUUACUAUGAACGAACAAAACCACAAGAAUUGCGAGGGACUUUGACUGCAUGAUGGAAUUGCAUUUAACCAAGAUUUUUAUCUAUAUACAGAAGUGUAUCAAGAUGUCAAUGUUGGGUGAUAACCGUGUGAUUUCUAUUCCACUAUUUUUGUAGAAAAGAGAAUAGGCACGUGCAAGUGUUGCCGUUACCUUGUCCCUGUUUCAUUUAACCCAUCCGGUCUCUUUGACUUGUUGUCUAGGACUUUUUUGUCUGCCAGUGGCUUCCAGUUUUAUAACAUUUUUUAAGGUGUGGACAAUGUAUAAAACAACGAAGCAAAAAAUUUCAAACAAACUUUUGUGCGCUGAAGUGAUUGUUCCCUCCAGCACAUUUCUCUUUGGGAACACCGGUUCCUUGUGGAUUUUUUUUUUCUGUUUUUUUUUUUUUUCUUUCAGAUGUUGGAGUCCCAGAGGACAACCAGAGAUUGGAACAGCCAUACUCACUCAGCACAUGAGGUUCGCUCUAGCUCACAGACAUUUCCUGGCUGCGCACAGGGAGCUUUGUUUGCUUUUUAGCCUCCUAUGCUAAAAACCAUGAAUAGCGUAAACCAUCUCUACGAAAGCUUUAAUUUGAGAGUUACACCACAACAUAUCGAUUAUGGACACAUUAGUGUUCCUUGAGCAUGGUUCUGGGAUUGCAAUACAGUAUGUUUUUCUUGAAAUGAUGCACUCAUCCUCUCUUCCCCAUCUCUUCACACCUACAGUAUGUUGUAGCAACCCUUUCACACACCAUAGUUUGAUAUAAAAAGCUUGACACUGUAACAAUGAACAAAACUUUUGCAUCUUUUAAUGCAAACUUACUUUGGCUUCUGCCACUUGAUUAAUUACUCCAUCCCAAAAAGGAGAUGCUCAUCUUUAAGCCUGAUUUCUAGAGUUAGACUGUUGUACCCCUAGUGUUUUGAUCAUUACCUUACUUUUUUAAAUUUCUCAAAAAGAAUGAGGUGAUGUGAGAAAAUCUGAGGGUUUGACCUUUUUUAUCAUGCAAAAUCACUUUGAUGACUAUGUUAUAUCACAUGGUGUUGGGUAUUUAUGAGUGAGUAAAGACAGUUAUGUGUGUGUGAGUGUGUGUGUGUGUGUGUGUGUGUAUGUGUGUUUGUUUAUGACUUCAGGUGAAGUGAUUGCCUUUUCCUGAAGUGUCCUGUUUGUCAGUGAGGAUACCUGAGAUUAAAGGUUGAAGAGGGAAAACACGAAGCAACCAAGGGCUGUUUUAGCUUCAAAGAUAUAUCCUCCUAUCUUUCUGAGACAAAUCCUUGUGUCAGUCAAUAUGGCAUCAAAGGUUAAAGCCUGAUUACACAGCAAUAAAUGUUCUAUGUGUAUGCCCUGAGUAAA